Messenger RNA from Conger conger (European conger), 4294 nucleotides. It is a transcript of the gene qpctla, whose product is annotated as glutaminyl-peptide cyclotransferase-like a. Gene Ontology annotation, molecular function: zinc ion binding; glutaminyl-peptide cyclotransferase activity. The record is from RefSeq and is a predicted model, not a curated record. The coding region runs from base 1269 to 2444 and encodes 391 amino acids. The transcript is spliced from 7 exons. Lineage: Eukaryota; Metazoa; Chordata; Actinopteri; Anguilliformes; Congridae.
UCCCAACUGUUCCAAGAUUGUACUACCGGCUGUUUUGUUAGCCUGCCAAGAAUGGCUGUUGUCAAGAGAUGCGGUAUUGCGGAUAGCCUUGCACCGUGACUGCGGAAAUGGAAACAGACGUUGCUGCGAGCGAUGGAUUGAAUUCUCAGUUAUGUCAGAGUGGUCAUUCUUGUGUUAGCUAGCUAGCCACCAGAAUGCUACGGAACUAAUUUGCUAUAGCUACCUAGCCAGCUAGCUUGUGAUAAGAUCGCUGUCACACUUCGCUCUAACGUUAACCAUCAUAUGCCAAUAAUGUUUACUAUUCAGUAAGAAGCAUAAGUUAUACUCAUUUUACUAGCUAAUUAGAUUAUUGUUCGCAAUGCCUUCUGUUAAUAGCAUUCCGUUAUGGGCAAAAACAAAAUGUAAAGUUAUUAGCAUCGUGGUGACUAUUCUAGGCAAGUUAGAUAUUAGUAGACCGUAACAAAUAAGAUUUGUUAAGCCAGUUUGCUCUGCUAACUUUGUCAUGCGUAAAGUUGUAAGAGGCGCGUGAUGUUUCACUGUAAACCACAUGCACCGUUUCUGCUACCGGUCGUACAGGAUCAAUUUACUGUUCAAUUUUAUUUAAACUACAUAAAGUAACAGGGGUUGCUAGUUAACUAACGUUAGCACUUAGCAGCUAGAAGCGGAUGGCUUUAGUCGUCUUGUAGCCCACGUAUUAAAUAUUUGUUCGUAAAUACCUGUGAUUUGCAACGUUAAGGAGUCUGACCGAAGCACUCUUUGCUAGCUAACUUGCUACUUGCGACGAAUUAGCUACAUUUGCUAGAUAUUAAACAUUGCAACCUGAAGGAACUUGUGAAGUUUGAAUUCUGCCAAAUAGUAACUACCUAGCUGUAACAAGCGUGUCGAGGGACACGUAAUGUAUGCACACAGGGUGUAUUUGUAUUUACCGUAAUGCACAAAACGCAAUAGAACGACAAUUUCAAACCAAAGUCAAGAACUUGUUGGCUAAUGUUACAGAACAUUUCUGAAAAAUGACAUGCAAGUGACAUAUCCGGGGAAUUUUGCAAAGUCGCCAGGUUGGCAAAUAAUGUGAUGUGAAAGUUGGUGGAUUACGUUUGCUUAUAUGCAUUACUGCAGGCUAGCGAAAUUUUUGGUUUUUUAUGGCUGUGCUUCUUAAUGACGUGUUACAAAUGCACACGUAGAACCAAGAUUCGCCAGAAACGUUUAACUGUGACGAGAGGGCGUCGUUGAUUCCUGGCCGCCGAUAAACUUGCACGAUCAUUGUAAAAAUGUCGAAAGGUAGAAGGUACAGGGCGGCUCCUGCCAGCAACGGCGGCACGCUUUCCAGCUGUGGCCAGGUGUGGAAACCUCGGCCUCGCGUACUGUUAUGUUGCCUGUGUGUGGUCCUUUCCGUGACACUGCUGUUGGGGAUUUACUUGUCCAACGACACGAUCGGUACCAACGCGCCUGUCCAAUCUGCAGACCUUGCAAAAGAAAAGUUGUCUCACAGGCCCAGUAAGCAGUCCUCGGCCCAGGUUCGGCGGCUGGUGUCCCAGGUGGAUCGGCGGAGGCUGUGGGAGGCUCUCCUGAGGCCGAUCCUGGUUGAGCGGUUGCCUGGCACCCCGGGCAGCAAGGCUGUGCGCCAGCACAUCACCUCUCAGCUGGGCUCCCUGUCGGCCGGCUGGUCUGUGGAGGAGGACUCCUUCCCGGCGCCCACCCCCCGGGGCCGGGUCUCCUUCACCAACGUGCUGGCCGUGCUGGACCCCGGGGCCCCGCGCAGGCUGCUGCUGGCCUGCCACUACGACUCCAAGGCCCUGCCGCCGCCGCCCGACGACCCGCAGCGCGUGUUCCUGGGGGCCAGCGACUCGGCCGUGCCCUGCGCCCUGAUGCUGGAGCUGGUCACCGCCCUCGACCCGCAGCUCAGGGCCCUCAGGCAGCAGAAGUCCCCGGUGACUCUGCAGCUGGUGUUUUUUGACGGUGAGGAGGCGUUUGAGGAGUGGACAGCGAUGGACUCCCUGUACGGCUCCCGCCACCUGGCCGAGCUCAUGGCCCACACGCCCCACCCGCCCGGAUCCCCCCACAACACACUGCUGCAGGCUGUGGACCUGUUUGUUCUGCUGGACCUCAUCGGUGGGGCCGACCCGUUGUUCGUCAAUCACUUCGACAACACGGCCCGCUGGUUCGACCGCCUCAUCGCCACAGAGAAGAGACUGCACAAGCUAGGCCUGCUCUCCUCCCACCCCAGUGAGCAAAGCUACUUCAGGAAGGACUUCUACCUGGGCCCCGUUCAGGACGACCACAUGCCUUUCCUGCAGAGGGGAGUCCCGGUGCUGCACAUCAUCACCACGCCCUUCCCCUCUUUCUGGCACACGCUGGACGACACCGAGGAGAACAUGCACCCGCCCACCGUGGAGAACCUCGCCAAAAUCCUGGCAGUCUUCCUAGCCGAGUACCUGGGGCUGUGAGUGGACCCCCGCACCCCCAAUCUCUCCCGUCUGACCCAACAGAACCAUGGACCACCCAAAUUCACCCCCCACCCGCCUGUCGCCUGAGAAAGCUGGCCCCACACUCCACCCCUGGGGCCUGGAACAUUGGGGCCAAACGGUUAUUGUAUAACAGGGCACAGACAAGGAUUAUGGGAUGGAAACUGUCACUCCCAGUGUUGCCCGGUAACAGGAUAGGAUCAGCACACUGACUGAGCGACGCGUACGCCACCCCCCCCGCUCAGGACCUGGGAGGGGUCCCUUUCUGAAAACAGGGAGAACUGGAAAACCUGCUGCUGUCUGAGCCACCACCUGUUACAGCGCUUAUCUUAUGUCACUAUGGAAAUGUUCAAGGUUACUGCUGCCUGUGUGCCAUGAUGCCAGCUCCCAGCCCCCAGCUCCCGGUUCCCAGCCCCCCCAGCUCCCAGCCUCCAGCCCCCCCAGCUACCAGCCCCCCAGCUCCCAGCCAAAAGCAUUUAACCAGGACAGCCCCAGAGGUGGGAAGGAGAAACCAUAGCAAUGUUCUUUCCAUUGAUAAAAUUGAUUCAGUCUUAAAAACAAUGAACGGCAAUGCUUAUGUUUAUGGGAAUUGUGGUAACCACUUGCUACGGUAAUCCAAAACUGAACAGAAACGUUUUGUUUUGUUUUCUUAAUUUCUGCCAAUGCAAUAAUUGACUGAGCCUAGAGCUUCAGUGGUGUGUUAAGAAGCUUUCUGAGAGAAAUGUGAGGCUGUCCACAUUCAAUUGAUGAUAAUGUUACAAUGUUAUGGCUGAGAGCCGUCGGUACCUGCCUAAAACCCUCCACUGCUGGUUUGGGGUCAUUCCAAAACAUGGUGAUAUCAUAUAGAGAUAGUCUGGAGUUUUUUGUGUGUGGGGAUUUGCAGGCAUCAAGACGGCUUUGCCUGAGCUGUGUGUAGUAUGAUCAUUUGAAGAAAACUGCAGGUUGUUCCAGAAACUAUCCAUCCAUCCCGUGACCGCUUGGAAUGACCGGCAUGUUGACACAACCUGGAGCUCCAGCCCAUUCACACGCGUAGAUUUAUGAUUUACUUUGUUGUACGUCGCUCUGGAUAAGAGCGUCUGCCAAAUGCCAAUAAUGUAAUAGAUCAUGGUGUAAGGUCGCGUUAGCCUCUUAGCUUGUGUCCGUUCAUUGUACCUGGAGUUGCCUUAAUGGUGCCACGGGUGGUUCUCUGAAAUAAUGCUUAGUAAAUUAUAACAUUUUAACUUGUGGAUGGAGUAUGAAUAUAAUUUAAGUUAUUGUAUUAAAAAAAAAAACUAAAAAAAAAAAAACUGAAAAUGUUACUAGGCAACGUGUUCCAUUGGGCAGAAUAACCGAUUUUUGCGGAUAACUUUUCAAAAGAAACGUCCGACUGCGCAAUUGUCCUGGGGUUUUGUUUCUCUGACUGAUCCUCGGUACCUUCCAGCCCGGCGGUGCAUGACCUGCACUCAGACUGCCAGGCUGCCCGACACGCAGCAAUAAGAUCCGCACAGCCGUCGGGCCCUUGAGCGAGGCCCUUAACCCUGCAUUGCUCCAGGGGAGGAUUGUCUCCUGCUUAGUCUAAUCAACUGUAUGUUGCUCUGGAUAAGAGUGUCAGCCAAAUGCCGUAAUGUAAUGAAUAGAGCCGUGUGGACCUCAGGUCCGAGGGUAAAGUCCUGCUGCGGUGACCCUGCCCGAGGGCAGACCCCCCUGGAGCGAGCUCUACAGAACGCCUCUCGCUCUCCGCUCAAGCGCUUGCCCUUGGCUUCUUCGCUGGGUCUGGCAUGCUCUGCGCUGAAGGUGGGCACACCUCCAAAAGAGCCCCGUACCUCAGCUUCAAUAAACUGGGUGGAACGUGA